AUGGCUGAAUCCGAAGACAGCCAGCCAGAAUACAUCAAAUGUGCUCGGAUAGAUGAAGGGGACACCCCGGAAGCCAACUAUAGAUUUGUAUACGAGGUCAAAUGGAUCGGGCUACCAGAUGAUCCUCGUCAUAAUGGGUGGAUAAAUGAUGAUGAUUUCCAAGUCGAUCAAUAUACAAAGGCUUUUGUAGAAAACUUCUGGAAGGCAAGGCCCCAACCGACCCCCGAAUCGAAGCCCGACGAAGAGGGCUGCUAUGGCCUUGGUGCAAGGUUUGAAGCUUCCGAGAGCUACAUAGGACGGCAAGUGAGGGUGCGUGCGGCCCUUGGACUUCCCGAAACGCGUUCACGUCCCCAAAUGGCUCCCACCUCUGCAAAAAAACGGAGGCGGAGUCUGUCGUCCGAGAGUAGCGCCGCUGCCGAGCGUGUCAAUCGUAGACGUGAAGAAAUACCACCGGCUGGAGAGGGAUAUGAUCCUAUUCCUUCUCUAGAAAUUGGCGCCCCCCGGCCAAUGCUACGACCUAUUGUAGGGUCAGUGCUAAGUUUCAAGAAGGGAAAGGUUGUUGUCCUCGAUAGGUACAGAAAGGUCCUCGAGGCUCGGCGGUUUCGCGCUCGGGGUGGUCUAUUCUUACAACAGCAUCUCCGGAAGGAACGUGAGGAGCGUUUGGCAAUGGCCAAGAAGAAGGCAGAAGAGGCGCAGAAAGCUGCUGAAGAGGAGGCAAGAAAGGUCGCAGAAGAGCUGGCAGAGGCUGAAGGGGCCGCACGAGCUGCCGAGGAAGCACGUGUUAUCGAGGAUAAUGCUCGACUUGAAGAAGAAAAGUUGAUUAAGGCCGCUCGAGCAGCAGAAUGGGGCAUUCGACGAUCGGAGCCUCCAAAGCCUCCCUCACCACCUCCAUUGAAGGUUCUUUUAGGCCCGUCGCUUGAGGAUAAUGACUUGCCGGAUUUCGAAGACGACGUCGAUCCAACCGAUGUACAAGUCACGGUGCCACCAACCAACUUAUUUGGUGCCCCCAAUUCUCUACUUUUAGAUCCAGACGAUACAAAAGUAUUCACAAAGAAAAAAGCAGAUCCUUUCUAUUGGGCAAAGAAAUUAGCAGAAGAACGCAGACAAAAGGAGUUACGAUCCCGUCACCCUAUACUCAAACUCGAAGUUAACGAAGCUUCAGUUGAGGUGUUUAUGAAGGAUAUUGUCAACGAAUCGUCCCGGCCCCCGAACGCUCCCGGCGUUUCCAUAACUGCAGGGUCUAUUAUCGACACAAGCUCAACUCAAGAACAUGUAGAAGAUGUGAUCACAGGCAUCGAAAAGGGUUGGGUUCCUUCGGGAUCUAUUGCCCGGCUCGCUCCUGUCGAUAAGGCAUGCUGGGCUGUCCUUGAGGUACUGGCGCUUCAAAUGUUCGUGGACGUUUGCAUCACUACUCACAUUCAAUCUAUCCUCAUCCUUCCCCUUCUGAACAUGAUCCUCGCUCGAGCUGCCCUUUCCUCUGGGAUCAUAUUCCCUCUCUAUUUCUAUCCCUUUGAAGGUUGCACAACCUGGACAAAAGCUAUCUCGGCUGCUACUACGCAUCCCAACCUUCCUUUCUACUUUAUUGUCAACCCCAAUAGCGGCCCGGGUGGUUUGUACACUCAACCUGAUGCUAAUUAUCAAGCCUGCAUCCCCAAGCUCAGAGCGAGCGCAAACGUCAAACUCAUCGGAUACAUCCGCACAGACUACGGCCGAAUAGCAAAAUCGACAGUCCAGGCAGAGGUUGACACAUAUGCUCAGUGGAGCUCGGCUUAUAAGCUAGACGGGAUCUUUUUUGACGAAGUCCUGGCCCAGACCAGCGCUCGAACCAUUUACUCAGAUUACACUAGCUAUGCAAAAUCGAAAAUUCCAAAUGCCUUUGUUUCUCUCAACCCCGGCACAAAGCCCGACGAUACAGAGUUUUACAAAUUCGCAGACCAGAUUUUAAGCGCAGAAAAGUAUUUCACGGAGUUCAGUUCAGACACUUAUACCAUUGGUCCAUCGACUCCCGCUUCGAAGCAGGCCAUCAUCCUAACCGAUAGCCCGUCCACUGUUCCCACGAGUACGAUCAACAAAAUAAUCAAGACCGACAAGAUCGGCGCUUUGUACAUAACCAACGACACCCAAGCAGAUGGUCAGAACCCCUAUGAUAGCUUUCCUUCGUAUUGGACGAGCUUUGUCGACGCUGUGCAAACUGCAGCUUGCGAAAUAACGUUAAGCGCCAGGGGAACCUAUGACUCUCUGGGCGAAAUAAAAAGCAAGGAGCCAGGCAUUAGCCUCAUCAUCGCCCAGCUCACUCCAAUGUUCCGACGAAACGCUGCUCCUGCUCGCGAGAAACCGGCCGGCCAUCCUGGCGCGGGAGAUGGCUAUGGCCGUCGCGCCUUUUCGUUUGCUAUCGGUCUUGGCGUCUACUGGGCAAAGCCAGCACCAAGCAGGUCGUUCCCCGUCUAUCAUGAUUCCGGUGAAAUUGUCUACCCUCAAUUCGCGUAUCCUCUUCGAAAGGAGAUCAUUCCCAUCUGGCUCGCAGCUCUCAUCGCCUUUAUCGUCCCGUUCUUCUUUUUCUGCUUAUUCCAAGCACGUCGUCGAAGCAUUGAAGACUUGCUAUGCACAACUAUGGGACUUCUCAUGUCUCUCAUCACAGCCGCCGUCUUCCAACCCAAUGUCCCUACCUCUGGUGCCCAACACGGCAACGGCUUCGAGAUGAUCAUGUACGAUCGUAGUGUGUGUACCGGAGACGAGAAAGAAAUCAAUGAUUCGCUCGAGUCGAUGCCAUCAGGUCAUUCAACCGCCGGCUUUGCGGGGCUUAUUUACCUGGCCUUGUACCUUAAUGCUCAACUCAAGGUUAUGAGUGCCCAUAGCCCCGCAUACUGGAAGAUGGUUCUGUUCUUUGCGCCUGUUCUCGGCGCGGUGCUCAUUGCUGGCGCGCUCACUAUUGACGAAUUCCACAACUGUCUGGGACUUCCGCUUAACCACAUCCGUCUUCCACGCACGACUUCUCUAUUCAUGAGGCGUCCCUAUGCUGAUUCGGACGGUAGCAUGGGACCGUCGUUUGAUUACUCAAUGGGGACUGCGACUGAGAUGUUGCCAUUUACUCGUGAAGGUGGCUGGGGCUGGGAUGCAUCUGAAGGUGUGAAUGGAGCACCGUUUGAUGCUGCCAAUUCAUCCGGGGCAAAGGGCGCUGCUCGCGGGAUGGGCAUGAACAAUGGUAAUGGCCACUAUGGAGGAGGGGCUCUAGGAAGGGCGGAAGCUGGACAUUCGGACGCACGUGUCUAA
Rhizoctonia solani is the source of this 3270-nucleotide messenger RNA. Its product is annotated as spherulin-4. The coding region runs from base 1 to 3270 and encodes 1089 amino acids. Lineage: Eukaryota; Fungi; Basidiomycota; Agaricomycetes; Cantharellales; Ceratobasidiaceae. The record is from RefSeq and is a predicted model, not a curated record. The transcript has 21 exons.